Molecule: messenger RNA, 2298 nt
Organism: Halichondria panicea
Lineage: Eukaryota; Metazoa; Porifera; Demospongiae; Suberitida; Halichondriidae
Exons: 10
Coding region: 142-2181 (679 amino acids)
Biological process (GO): transmembrane transport
Cellular component (GO): membrane
Molecular function (GO): ATP binding; ABC-type transporter activity; ATP hydrolysis activity
Source: RefSeq, a predicted model, not a curated record
CGUGUCUCAAUGCAUGACAAUUGCACCAUCCACCUGCAAGUCACCAAUCAAUUCAUCUCUGCAUCUCUGCUGCAUGCUCUAUAUAGCAGCUAGCUAGCUACCGGUAGUUUAGAAUAUAACAACUCACAAUCACAAUAAAUUAUGGGAGAUCAGAGCCACCCAAAGUCCACAGAAGUAUCAUCUGCUCAGAAGGUGUCCCCUAGCCCUGUAGUUGACACCUCUGCACAGGGCGUAGUGUUCAAGGACAUUUGUGUGGAUGUGGCCACCAAGAGAAUACUGUGGAGUGUGUCAGGUCAUGCCCGACCAGGAGCUGUGCUGGCCAUUCUUGGGCCGUCUGGUUCUGGCAAGACGACAUUGCUCAACACUCUGGCUGGUCAGGUCAAGAAGAGCUCUGGCUUGAUAUCACUCAAUGGACGAAAUCUCACCAAAAAGAACAGAAGGAAGACCAGCUAUGUACUCCAGUCUGACGUAUUUUUCCCUAACCUCACCCUCAGAGAAACCAUCACCUAUUCUGCGUUGCUGAGACUACCACGAGAGUACAGCUUCAGAGAGAAACUCAACAAAGUGGAGGAGAUCAUCAAAACACUUCAUCUGGAGGACUGUGCUAGCACAAUUAUUGGCAAUCCACUGGCGAGGGGUUUGUCAGGAGGAGAGAAGAAGAGAACCAACAUUGGCUGUGAGCUGCUCACUGACCCACACCUACUGCUACUGGAUGAGCCCACGUCAGGUCUAGACAGCAGCAGUGCUCUGAGUCUGUUGGAGACCCUAGUGAGUGUGGCAAGGGAGGACAACAAGACUGUCAUCACCUCCAUCCAUCAACCUUCCUCACAACUGUUCCACAUGUUUGAUGGAAUACUCAUCAUGGCCAAGGGAAAGGUCGCCUAUUUUGGAGCAGCCUCAGAAGCCAUGGACUAUGUAGCCAGUGUAGGACUGAGGUGUACCAUGCAUUACAACCCUGCUGACUAUCUUCUUGAGUUGGUGAGUGUGGACAGUAGUCGCAAGGUGCUCAUUGGAGAGGACCCUAAACAAGAGGAGAGGCCAGUCAUCAAGAAGUGGUGGCAGAAGCUGUUCAGUCGCUCCCCCCAGCCUCUCCCACCAGCAAUUGAUGAACUUGUACCUAUUGAAGACUAUACAUCAAGUCCUCAACUACCACGCUCACCCACAGUGUCUGCCAUUAACCCUCUGAGUCUGGAGAAAGUUGAUAAUCCCUCAAGCCCUCCAGACAACACCUCGGGUCCCCCGGACAACAGUAGUGAGACUGUAUCCACCCACAGUAACGAGGGGGAGGGGAGACACAUCCCCCAGGACCGCAAGUGGGCCACUCGAUGGUACUGGCAGUUCCUGGUACUCCUUGUACGCACAUUCAGAGAGUCACGACACAACACUCUGUCAUUCCUCAACUUCACACAGUCUGUGUUCCUGGCCAUCGCUUGUGCACUCGUAUGGUUUCAAGUGCCCAAAGCAGAGGAGAGCAUCGCUGAUGCCUACGCUUUUCUUUUCUUCUCAAUUACCUUUUGGGGAUUCAAUGCUACUUUUUCAGUCGCUUUCGAAUUUCCCAGUGACCACCCAGUGGUUACCAAAGAACGUUCCAGUGGCACAUACCACCUAUCAGCUUACUUCAUGGCCAAGCUUGUCAGUGAGCUGCCUCUGCUGUUUCUACAUCCAACACUCUUUCAUUUCAUCUGUCACUUUAUUAUCGGGCUUAACAAUACAGCAUAUGGAUUCUUUGGAAUGUGGCUGACCUACAUUGUAACAUCUCUGGUGGGACAAUCCAUUGGUCUGUUUUUAUCAGCCUCUUUUUUGAACCUAAAGAACAUUAUACUCUAUGGAUCUGUGUUGAUGCUGACCUUUAUGCUCGUGGGAGGUUUUUUUGCCGAAAAUCUACCGUUUUGGCUGCAAUGGAGUAAAUAUACUUCCUUCAUCACAUAUAGUUACAGAGCUUGUCUCCAGUUCAGCUUCCCACCCGAUGUUCAAUACAGUUGUGCUGAGAUGUCAGAGUAUGCAGUGUGUAGUAACUCCACUGGCACUGGGAAUGCCACCAUCUCAGGGACGGACAUUCUGGACGGCCUCGGAGUGGAUACACCACUAUAUGCUAAUAUCCUCAUCCUCAUUGGUAUUGCUCUCUUCACACGUUAUCUUGCCUACCUCAGCUUGAGGUAUCUACACAGACCCAAGAACUGAACUAUAAUUAUAAUGUACGUGUCUUAUAAUAAUUGGUAUUGUAACCAAAUUCCAUUCAUUUUAUAAUAUUUUUGACACAAUAAUUAUUCAAAUGGGUUAAUAAAACAUGGUAAACAA